Messenger RNA from Cryptococcus amylolentus CBS 6039, 444 nucleotides. RefSeq lists its product as hypothetical. The transcript is spliced from 4 exons. The coding region runs from base 1 to 444 and encodes 147 amino acids. The record is from RefSeq and is a predicted model, not a curated record. Lineage: Eukaryota; Fungi; Basidiomycota; Tremellomycetes; Tremellales; Cryptococcaceae.
AUGUUCAAAUCCAUCUUCACUCUUACAGCCCUCGCCCUCCUCGGCACCUCCCUCCUCGUCUCUGCCCAAUCAGACGCCUCCAACACCACCGACACUUACGACCACAGCAACCACACUCUCGGUGGGGAGACUGGUACUACACGCGAGUCCAGGCUCGCCGACAUUCCUGUUUAUGCCCGCAACUAUACGCGCGUGUCGCAGAAGCCAGAGAAUGAUGAUAUAGAACAUUACAUCAACCAGUUUGUAUCUACCUGUCCGGAGUACCAGGUCAAGAAUCUCACCACUGAGGUGAACUCUGGCUUGGGUGAGCGUGGGGAUUGGGAUGGUAACAAUGAGGAUACUCAAGCGCUUGUUUACUGUCUCCGCACCGACGACAACGACAACGUCGUCGACAGCUUUACCGAGGAAAUCGUCUCGCAACUCGGUGGCACCAUCAUCGGCUGA